UGUGAGCGAUACCAUAAAAGAACCACAUUUGGUUCCCAAAGGACCGUUGAAAAUGCCUUAACGUUAUGUGGAGGUUCUUUGAAGUUUGAAAAUGUUAUUCACACUCACAUAGAUUAAUUCUUAAACUGCAGAUUUAAGAUUUAAGUAAAAAAGACUGUAACUAAGAACUAUACUAAAAAUUCAGAUGUGAAUGCUGAAAUGUGGGUGGCGUCAGGGUCAUUUUGGAGAAAUGAAAGCGAAACCAGGAAGCAGGCAGUGCUGCAGAAAACUGACAUCAACAAAAUUACAAACUGCAAACCUUUAAUCGCCUUUUUCAUGGAUUAAAGAUAAAGACUGUCAUCAACGAUCAGCAGGCGAGCAGAAAAACAAGCAGUGUUUCUCCUCAGUCAGCCAUGGCCUCCUCCAGCACUCUUCUGUCUGAAGAGCAGUUCCAGUGCUCUAUCUGUCUGGAUGUGUUCACUGACCCAGUCUCCACUCCAUGUGGACACAACUUCUGCAUGGCUUGUCUCAGCAAGUGCUGGGACAACAGUCAGAACUGCCAGUGUCCGUUCUGUAAGGAGGAAUUCUCCAGAAGACCAGAGCUUCGUGUCAAUACGUUCAUCUCUGGUAUGGUUCUUCAGUUCAGCGAGUCACUUCAGGCUAAAUCCAGCAGUUGUUCAAAGGAACCUCCCGCCAAGCUUGAAUAUGUGCCAUGUGAUGUCUGCACUGAUCCCAAAGGGAAUGCUGUAAAAUCCUGUCUGGACUGUGGAAUGUCAUUCUGUGAUUUGCAUCUGGAGCACCAUAAAAUUGCAGCGAAACUCAAGAAACACAAGUUGAUCAAUGCUGUGAAGAACCUGGAGGACUAUAUAUGUCAGAAGCAUGACAGAGCUGUAGAACUGUACUGUAGAGAUGACCAGAAGUGUGUGUGUCUGUUCUGCACUGAGAGUGACCACAAGACUCACAACACUGUUCCCAUAGAAGAGGAGAGUGGACAGAGGAAGGCUCAGAUGAAGGAAACACAGGCACACAUUCAGAAGAUGAUCCAGGACAGAAUGAAGAAGAUUGAGGAGAUCAAACAUGCUGCAGAGCUCAAGAAGAAAAAUGCAGAUAAAGAAAAAGCAGACAGCAUUCAAGUCUUCACUGCUCUGAUUUCGACCAUUGAGAGAAUCCAAGCUGAGCUACUUGAAAUGAUGGAGAAGAGGCAGAAAGCAACAGAGAUACAGGCUGAAGGGCUCAUUAAAGAGCUGGAGAAGGAAAUCACUAAGCUAAAGGGGAGAGAGACUGAGCUGGAGCAGCUCUCACACACUGAGGACCAUCUCCACCUCUUACAAAUCUGUCCAUCCACCACUUUAGCUACCCUUCCAAACACCAGUAACUGGACUGAAAUCAAGAUCAACACUGACUGGAGUACAGAGGACCGGAGGAAAGCUCUGUUUCAGCUUCAGCAAUUGGUCAGCAAGGAAAUAGAGAUGUCUGAAAUAAUUCCAGAUUUGGGCACUCAAAGAGCAGAGAUCAAAGAGCUACUUAAAACUCAGCUAUUGGAAGGAGACACUUGGUACUUAGUAGACAGUUGUUGGUUCAAACAGUGGAAGAAAUAUGUAGGCUUUGACCCCUGCGAUAUGGCCUGCGUGGGAGAGCAGGAUCUUUACCCCGGACCAGUGGACAACUCAGGUCUCCUACAAGAUACAGAUUCACACUCUAUCAAGAAUUAUCUAAUUGAUGAGCUGGACUAUAUCCUUCUGCCCACAGAGGGAUGGUAUAAGUUAAUCAGAUGGUAUGGACUGGCUGAGGGUCAGAAGCCAAUUGCUAGAAAAGUGGUUGGGCAUGGUAUGUUUGUUAAACACUACAGUGUGGAGGUCUACCUCACUGAACUGAAAUUAUGUGAAUGUGGUGAUAUGGACAAUAUCAUUAAUAGGUCUUUCAGCAAAACAGACACAGUAUCCUAUAUUGAAAAGGAAAUGCGCAGUCUGUUUAGCAUUCCAGAUGAGAAGGUGUGCAGGCUGUGGAACAAAUACAUGAGUAAUACAUUUGAGCCUUUGAACAAACCUGAAGUCACAAUUCAAGAUGCUAGAUUCUACCAGGGACAGGUUCUGGUUAUAGAGCAGAAGAAUGAAGAUGGAACAUGGCCUGGAGUGGUAGGAACAAACAUAUCUCCUGGAACAAACUUUAAAAAUAUUCAUUUAGCUCAGAAAGGGAAAAGACUACAUUUAGUCACCAGAAUCCCAGAAUGAAAAAUCAAAUACCUACCCAAUAAACGAAUAUCUGAAUAGUCAAAUAUUCAGGUCCAGCCUUAAAGAAUAGCCCUGAGUGAAAGCUUCUGAUUGGGGUGUUUUUGUUAAUUCUGAUAGCUCUUUUACUUCAAAUGUGAUGGAAAUGUAAAAUGUGCAAUGUAGUACUAAUUUGAUUCAAAAUUUUUAUGGAUAAAUAGUAAAAUUAAAAAUAAAUUUAAUCAUUUAAAUGUUUGGUUUCACUAUUUUCAAUCAUAUAAAAUUAAUUUCAUUGACGAAUCUUGUCAAAAAUUAUUCUAAUAUGAUGCUAAUAUUCUAUAGGUGUCAGACAAUUUGUAGGAAGCUGUAAAAAUGAAUGCAUGUUUAAAAUUGAACGGAGCUGCACUGUAAAAAAUGGUUAGUCAGUUCACUGUAUUUCAGGGUGAAGAUAAAGGUUGACUGAUUGAUUGAUUGAUAUCAAGUUUAUUGAUUGUUCUGGCAAACUGCUAUGUUUAUGUUAUCGGUGCAAGCAUGACUGAAAUGAAGGAAAUACAGCAAUGACUACUUAGCUCUGGGCUUCAUGUGUAUGAGAAAUGAAAAUGAGUAACUAUGGUCUCAAGACUGAGACCGGACUCAAGUACUACAACACUAGCUAGAAGCAAAACAAGAAAAUAUGGGUUAGGCCUAUACUAAAGCCCUAUAAUAAAGAAGCAAAAGAAUAUUGAGUCUUUAAAGCAAUAUAUCUUAUACAAGUAAAACACAUAGAACAUGUAGUUAUGUGAAAGUCUGCGUUCACAAAUAUUCAAAAGUAAACACACCUAACAGUAUUUAUUAGGCAUUUUUUGUCUUAAAUCUCCACAUCAGUUUCUGCAGAUCACAAGCUGAACCCAAUGAUUAGAGUCGUUGUGUUUAUAUACCUGUUCUCUUAGGGUUGUGUAACCAGUUUUAUCAUGAGCUACAGCCUGAACCCCACCAGGGCUGAAGUAGCCACACUAUCAUUUCAAAAGUGUAAAUCUGUAUUCUUUGUUAUCUCCAAUUUGUUACCUAAAGAGAAAACUUACCUCAUUGGAUUACCCCCAACUCUUCCCCACCAAACAUUAUCAGCUCAGGGGAAUUUUCACACAUUGUUCUUAUUGAUCUGUUUGAAUACACACACACACACACACACACACACAAACACACACACACACACACUAGGGCUGCAACAAACAACUUGAUAGUUAAAUAAUGGAUCCAUU
Molecule: messenger RNA, 3424 nt
Organism: Colossoma macropomum (tambaqui)
Lineage: Eukaryota; Metazoa; Chordata; Actinopteri; Characiformes; Serrasalmidae
Product: zinc finger protein RFP-like
Exons: 6
Coding region: 393-2210 (605 amino acids)
Molecular function (GO): zinc ion binding; cysteine-type deubiquitinase activity
Source: RefSeq, a predicted model, not a curated record